Messenger RNA from Phialemonium atrogriseum, 1593 nucleotides. RefSeq lists its product as uncharacterized. The coding region runs from base 355 to 1230 and encodes 291 amino acids. The transcript has a single exon. Lineage: Eukaryota; Fungi; Ascomycota; Sordariomycetes; Cephalothecales; Cephalothecaceae. The record is from RefSeq and is a predicted model, not a curated record.
GUGGCUGACCAGCUAAGGGCAGCGGGAAUCUGCAGCGGCUCCCUUACCACCUAAUACUUGGCUCGGUUUGCAUCAAUUAAGGCUUCCCUGCGUCAAACAAAAGCGCUCCCGCCACCCAGAACCCUAAAACCCCCAAGCUUGCUUGGGUUCACGGACAAAGCACGAAACUUGCCAUCUUCCACGAUAAAGGGACGUAAAGGGCCCUUUCCCUCUUCAAGUAUAAGAGAGCUUGCCGUCUCCUCUUCAUCAUGUUUAAGAUACAGGGCAGCUGCUACUAGGCCAGUCAGCCCCCGAUAUCUGAUCAGCAAGCCUGGCCCACGUGCCGCUGUCGGCUCAUCUCCACAGCCCCCAACCAUGGCCGACAGUCCCAUUACCACGCCGAAGCGGAAGCGCAGCCAGCUCCUUACCGAUACGGCCCCGUCCUUAAACACCACCAAGUUCUCUUUCGCAGUGCCCCCGUCGUCGCCGGAGGAUGGCAGCAACAGCCCCCGCACUAGAGUGGCCCACCGAUUCCGCGGGCUUGCCCUCGAAGGUGGGGGCGGGGUCACGGAUAAGGGUUCCGAUUUCAGCCACGACGCGAUGCAGGAAGACACAGAUGUCGGCGUAAGGAAACGAGUGAGACUGCCCGAGGUGGACCAGCUCAGUCCCGAACUGUACGAGACACGGCAACUUGCAGCUGCUAUUGCUGAGACACCUACGGAAGCCGCCGUUGCCUCGGAACCAUUACCCGUCCAGGACGGAGCCAAAACGGAUGAGGGCCAGGGAAGAACAGUCACCCAUACCGACACCGUAACCACCCAUCGGACUUUCCCUCUCGUGGCUAACGAGGCCGGGCACAAGCCGCGAAGCCCACGCGCUGCGUCUCCAAAUCGCCCGCGAUCCGGUUCGCCGCCCCUUACCACCUCAGCCUCAGCCUUGGAAGAAGGCGUCGUAGAACCCAUCCGGGCAGCCCUGACGUGGCACGAGGACGAGAUCACCGUCUACGACCCGGACGACAGCGACGACGACGGCACGGGCAUCAACGGCAUCGGGUUCAAGCCGACACCGGCGAUCGCGCACGCGAGGACCAUGAGGCGCAAGCAGCAGCUCGCCGAGUACAGGAAGCGCGAGGAGCGCGAGGCGAGGGCGCGGAGGAGCCAACGCCGGAGAGGCAGUCCCGCCGCUGGCAUGGCGGAGGUAAAGGCGAGAGCUGAGCGGAGGAGGGUGAGGUUCAUGGAGGCCGCUGGCUAGGGGGGGCGGGGCAAACCGCCUGAUCGUUGACAUCCGACAUCCCAAACACACUUCUUUUUUCCCCCCUUUCCCGGGCCUUUGGCGGUUUUGAUGAUGGGUUCCGGGUUUGCUUUUGAAUCUUGCUACGAUCCAGAUACGUACGGGGUUGGGGUGGCGUUCUGAGGAUACCUACCUAACUGGUCCAUGGCGUUUCUCUCUUGACCGCUUUUGUGUAGAUGGAACCUACGCGGUAUUUGAUGACAUGGCUUGAUGCCCUAGGUUCUUGGGUUUUGGGUUUUGGGUUCUGAGGCUCUUGGGCUCUUUUUAAUUAUUGAGAAUUAUGGCACUUCCAUGCAUCCUUCUUGAAUUCGAUUUCCAAAAACA